AUGCAUCGCAGGACGCUGUGGCGGCUGCAACACACGGCGCAAAACCCGCCGGUGGGCUCCGCCAACAUUCCCUCACCGUAUGUGACGGAGGGCGGCCACGUGCCCAUCUGGUCCAUCGUCAAUGGCAUCGUGCAGAAGCGCAACUGGGUCUUUCGCAAUCCCGAGUGGUGUGACCUCUGCAAGGAGCCGGUGGCGCUGUGGGUGAAUCAUCACGGCCGCAAGGACCAUGCACUGAUGGACAUGCACUACACGCAGAUGGUAGAGUUCCCGCGCCGGUGGAACCCUGAGGAGGUUCUCGCAGUGUUCCUUGACGAGCUGCAACUUCCCAUUGAAGUGUACCAGCGCUUCUACACCGGGUAUGAGCGGGGGCACCGCACCGAACUCUACGCGAUGCUCGUCGCGUUGGAGGAGGCGAAGAUGCUCUACUUUGGCGAACCACGGGACACGUACCUGCACCGUAUGCAGGGCGGCCUGCGUGGGAUGGACCAUCAGGGCGCGUUGGUGCUGCACCGCUACAUCCUCGGCCCAUUCAUGCGGCUCUACCCCAACGGGCACAUACAGGACUACUCUAACCUUGUGGACUUCGUGACGUGUGCGUAUAACAUGGAAACGGUGUACGACCUGUGCGGCUUCUAUACCCUCGACAAGGUGGCUCUGAAGGCGGACUACAAAGCAAGCUCGCCUGCUGCCUUGGGGCUGGGCGGCAUUGCGGUGCACUCCUCCGCCACGCAUGGGUUCGUGCAGCAGCCGACGGAUCAGCAACAGCAACAACAACAACAGCGAAGUGGGGCGGGGGGAUCCGGUGGGAAGAGUGCUGCUGACAAGGACGAGGAAGCCUUCUCACGGAAGGCGGUGUUUGUGCGGCAGCUGCUGGGCCAGCUGCGGUGGCUGACGUUGCCCGGCGAGGAGCACCCCGCUGGCUACACGUUUCCCCCGCACUUGAUGCUGCUUGGUGAGAUCUGCCUCAAGUCUCUCGUGGUGGAAAUUAUAGCGGCGCGGCUGUGCGAGUACAUGGUGCGUGUAGAGCCCGUGUGGCGCGACCAUGGCUUUGAGCGGGUGAAACUAAACGUGAGUAAACUUGCACAGUCGCGGAGUGACGUCCUACCGGAGCCAGUGAAGUUUUUCUACCGCCCAAUGUCCCCGCACAUGGACGAUUUUUACAGCACUAGACGGGGCGUGCUCGACGAGACACUGGAGAAGGCCGCGGCUGCGCCGUCAGUGAGCAAGCACGUAUGA
Molecule: messenger RNA, 1236 nt
Organism: Trypanosoma grayi
Lineage: Eukaryota; Euglenozoa; Kinetoplastea; Trypanosomatida; Trypanosomatidae
Exons: 1
Coding region: 1-1236 (411 amino acids)
Source: RefSeq, a predicted model, not a curated record